Molecule: messenger RNA, 602 nt
Organism: Acyrthosiphon pisum (pea aphid)
Lineage: Eukaryota; Metazoa; Arthropoda; Insecta; Hemiptera; Aphididae
Product: cyclic nucleotide-gated cation channel beta-3-like
Exons: 2
Coding region: 85-312 (75 amino acids)
Biological process (GO): monoatomic cation transmembrane transport
Cellular component (GO): intracellular cyclic nucleotide activated cation channel complex; plasma membrane
Molecular function (GO): cGMP binding; intracellularly cAMP-activated cation channel activity; intracellularly cGMP-activated cation channel activity
Source: RefSeq, a predicted model, not a curated record
AUAUAAUUAUUUUAUUUUUAGUUGGACAUAAUUUCUCUUCUGCCUGCUGACUUGAUAUGUCUAACACCAGGGUUAACUUCAGAAAUGUUACCUUUGAUGAGACUAAAUCGAAUAAUUAAGAUUCAGACGUUUUGGGAAUUCUUCGACCAUUUUGAUAGCGUUUUAUCAUCGCCGUACGUAGUCCGAGUAACAAGAACAUUGACGUACAUGGUAUACUUAGUGCAUUUAAAUGCGUGUGCGUAUUACUAUGUUUCGGUUAAAGAAGGACUUGCUACGAACAACUGGGUUUUCAACGGUCAGGGGAACGCGUAAGUACAACUUUAACAAAAUAUAAUUUUACAUUAAAGGUCUGUAAUCAAAUUGAUACUUGCUACAGUCAUGUUACAAGGGUGGGUUUAAGAGUGUUACACUUAGAGCAUUAAUGUUUUAUUUUUUUUAAUAUUUAUAAUCUAAAAAGUAUAUUAGGUAUAUAGAUAGGGGAGACUGGGUACAAUUGCAACAUGCUACAAUUGUAACACGGGUAAUAAGUUAUUCAAUAAUCAAUAUAAAAAUCUCAAACAAAUUUAGCAGUUGGGCCAUCUGUAUAACGACCGAUGUUUCCU